This is a messenger RNA of Paramormyrops kingsleyae, 3953 nucleotides long. RefSeq names its product nucleolar protein 9 (gene nol9). Gene Ontology annotation, cellular component: nucleus. Lineage: Eukaryota; Metazoa; Chordata; Actinopteri; Osteoglossiformes; Mormyridae. The record is from RefSeq and is a predicted model, not a curated record. Gene Ontology annotation, molecular function: polynucleotide 5'-hydroxyl-kinase activity. Gene Ontology annotation, biological process: cleavage in ITS2 between 5.8S rRNA and LSU-rRNA of tricistronic rRNA transcript (SSU-rRNA, 5.8S rRNA, LSU-rRNA).
CUGUCCAUCAUUUUUUCACGCGAGCGACGCUUAGGAACGACGUUGUUCCGAUUCGUAUUUUAAACGGGGUUCGGUCUAGUGUUUAAAUCGGCAGUUAAUUUCCUAGGCAUUUAUGUAUUUGUGAUACUGUCGCAGGUGAACUUCGGGGAAGUGCAUUUUGUGUGUAAAUAUACAGGUCGCUGGGCUGAAUGACAGUGCUGGUUGGCCAAACGAGCCGUGUAGCGCGGCGGCGGCGCCUGUGUUACACAUGGACCGAGGCGACACCGCGUUUGCUCCUCUAGCUGCUUUACAAGUUACCCUAUCCUUAUAGACGGCAUACUGAUACAAGAGAAACCAUAAAUGCUGGCUACGAGACGUUUCCGUUUUAUCGAUUAAGGAGUUAGAAUUUCAGCUUUGUUCCUUGGACAGCAGCAGGCAAGACAUGAAAGUGCCGAACAGCAGCAUGAAGGUCUGGAGGAGGCAUUCAGGCGAGGCGCGGAGGACCAAGAAGAAGAAGAAGAAGCAUCUGUCCAACCACCGCGCCACGCUGCCGUGCAUGCACCCCCAGAGCGUCAGCCCCGAUUCCACUCUGGCUCAAAAGUACCAUCAGCUGGCUGCCAAGGGGCACACUAUCCUUAAGAGACUGAAAAACAGUGCCAAGCCAGUCAACUCUGCCCACAGGCACGGGUCUCCCCCGGAGACCAAUGAGAAGCCUAGGGGUGGAGUCGCCUCCCUCUGCCACACCAAUGGGAGCAUGGAGGCUGACCCCCAGAUGGAUGAGUACUUGGAGGAUGAGGAGGAUUGGCGCUCCCUCGCUCAGUCAUUGCUGCAUAAUGGUGCAGAUGGGUCUGCCGGCAGCAGGAGUCCACCGGCUGCUCAGCCUGACGGCCCGGAGGAGGAUGCCGUCCAGUUACACGCUGAGCUGGACCAGGGCCGCAGUCGGGCUGUGCUGGUCUUGCACCAAGGGCAGAGCUUGACGUUCCGAGGGAGGAGCCUACUGACGUGCCUGUACGGGAGGGUGGAGGUCCUGGGCUUCACCAUUGAAGAGGGUCAGCAGCCCUACCCCGUUUUCUCUCCACCCACAAAUUGCCCUCUUACCAUCACUGCUGUUGGAAACUCCACUGCCUCUAAGACCAAGAAAGAGCGCAGAUUGGAGGCUAAAGGCAUCAUCCGCAAGUACCUGCCAUCAGAAUCACGUAAGAGGCUGCAGAGCCAGGUGGAUUCUGAGUCCUGCGUGGUCCUGCUCGAGCCCCUGGAUACCCCCCUGACCCGAUUUCUUGCCAGUUUACCGGAGCACCGCGACCUGUUUGGGCUCAGUUCGAAGGAGAUUGUGGAACAGUGCUCCAUUUUGGACUCUCCUCUCUCUGGUGUUGGCUUGAUCCCACUACGAGGCAGUGAGCAUGGCCUGAUGACAUCACAGAGCUACAGGAAUGCCAUGAAGACUCUGGUCAAUGCUUGUGCAGAGGAACCUGAUGGCUGUCCUGUCAUUCUGAUCUGUGGGGCUAAGAACACAGGGAAAUCCACCUUCAACCGCCACCUCAUCAACACGCUGCUGAACCACACGGCCAGCGUGGACUACCUGGAAUGUGACCUGGGUCAGACUGAGUUCACACCCCCUGGUUGCCUGUCUUUGUCUUCAGUCAGUGAGCCGCUGCUUGGAGCCCCUUUCACUCACCAGCGUUUGCCACAACACAUGGUGUAUUUCGGGGAGAGUUCGUGCGAGAGGGACCUGGACCGCUAUCUUGACUCGCUCAAGUUCCUGUGGCGUCUGUACAGCCAAGAGACCCCUAUAAUCAUCAACACCAUGGGAUGGGUCAAAGGUUUCGGCUUCCAGGUGUUGGUGGAUCUGAUUCGUCUGUUCAACGUCAGUCAUGUGGUGCAGCUCAGCUAUGGAUAUACCACCCAAUGCCCCUCCCUCACUCCCGCCUUCCUCCAGUCUGCCCACGGCUGGCAGACCCGCCCUCCAGCUCAGCCUGCCCUUGGGCAUGAGUUAGGGGAGCAGGAAACCCCAGAGGGUCACGUGCUUCUCACCGUCCAAUCAGAAUUUGAGGGUGCAGGCACCACAAGCAACAUGAUGUACCACCGUAGCAAUAUCGUCCGUGACCUGGCGCUGCUCGCCUACUUCAGCCAGCUGCAGUCGCCUGACCCAGAGCCCAUCCGACCCCUACACUGCUUUACUCCGUACCAGGUAUCCAUGUCAGCCGUGGCCAUGCGAGUGACGCAUUGUGAGGUGGCCCCCGCCCACGUGCUGUAUGCUGCCAAUGGCAGCCUGGUGGGCCUCUGCUGCCUGGAGGAGAAGGUGGGGGGCGCGGGGGGGCCUGUGCUGCUCUCUCAGACCCCCAUCUGCAAGUGUAUUGGCUUUGGUGUCCUGCGGGGGGUGGACAUGGCCCGCGGACUGUACUUCCUGGUGACCCCCGUGGCGCCCCCUGUCCUGCGGCAGGUGAACUGUCUCCUGCUGGGGGGGAUUAUGCUGCCGCAUACCCUUCUGAGGGUCCAGCCUGGAGUCCAGGGGGAGAAACCCUACAUCACUACGGACUACAGCUUCGAGCUCAGCGGCGCGGGCAAGAUGAAGGUCUUCAAGGGGCUCUUAAGACGGGAGUACAUGGGAGGGGGUGCUCACUGACCCGGACGGGCAAGGCAGUGAGAAGUGGUGGGGGCUGGUCCAGAGACAGGAGAGGAGCCAGAAUACCAGAACUUCUGUUUUUGAGAGCACGACCGAUGGUCGGGAACAGUCAUGAAAGUGAUGUAUCCACACGUACAGUAAUCUAAAAUUUCAAGUCAUCGGUCGUGAUGAGGAUGAACUUGGGGGUAAUGGCCUUCAUUCUGGAUCUGCUCGCUGACCGACUCACUGGACCUUCUGGUGGAGGCUGUUUUCACCUUUCAUGACUUCAAGGUAGCAUCACAUGAAUGACACUGUUGUUUUGUGCCCUGGUAGAAUUGGAUUCUGACCUGUUGUUUGGAAACAACAUUCAACACACCCCACGUAAAGAAAAUGCAGUGGAAGCCUGAGUAGAAAGUGAGUGUGAUGUCACUUCUCCUCCCCCCACUUCUGCUCAGGAUGGUUAUUGUCGAUGUCAGCCCCCGAAUUUGCAUCUUUGCUGCUCAUCUUGCCAAACUUAUGAGUAAUGGUUCUCUGACGUGAGCGUCCGUGUGGGUGGAGUGCACAUUAUCGCAUUCAUCAUGUCACCAGUGCUCACUUUCUAAAGCCCUGUCAGAUAUACAAAUUGAUGGUCUACCCUUAGAUUUGACUUUUCUUUUUCCAUCACCUUCCUUCCAAAUGUGUUGUUUUUUUUUUUGGCCCCCGCCUGGUGACCCGCAUCACCCGAGGGCGGCGUGUGCGAAGUCACAAUGAUCACUUUUUUCUUCCCAUUUGAACUGAGUGCUCCGGUUGAGAUUCGUCCACUGACGUUGCAUCGCGCGUCGUGCAGGACGACCACCUCAGAGGUGGCUGUGAAAGCCAUAGUUACCCGUUUCCUUCUGAAGCGCGCUCAAAGACAUCCGAAGGCCUAGCAGGGAGGAACUGCAUCGCAAGCAGCUAUUUCCCGUGUGACCAGCCUGCACUGGACAAAUCGCCUUCGUUUGUGAUUUGGAUCGUUGUGAAAACAGGCAGAGCUCUACAAACUCUCAAACGACUUUAGCGAUGAGAGAAGUGUUUCUGGAUGGUUCCCUGUCACCUGCUAACCGGCUUAACCCACUUGAGUACAGUAAAAUAACCCACAAGGAGUGGGUUAACCACCAGUGCUUGGUAGUUCAUGGUAAUCACACUUCCUGAAGACUUGUUUCUCCUGUUGCUUAAUUUUGUUUUUGAAUGGCUCUUGACACUGGAGGGGGACUUUGUUACACAACCUGGAUGACUCCAGACUUUGGCUGCCUGGACUUCCGUGUCAACAUUUUUUUUGUGUCUCUUUUUAUAUACAUGUAUGACAGGAAAGGGGAGGGUUCUUGGUAUAAUAAAGCAUUUUCCUUGUUCAGUU